UGACACUUUUUGACUAAUUUUUCUUCUAUCUAUUCCAGGAGGAUCUGAAGAAAUUCAAAAAUAUUUCAAGUUGGAGGAGGAGAAAACUGUCCCAGGAAGAUAAGAAAACAAGACAAAAUAACAAAAUGUAUCUCUCCGAGCAGAAUGCUGGAAUAUUGCAUUUGAUUGGCUAGUCACAGUACAAUGCAACAUUUGAUUGGCUAAUUCCAGUAUACCAUAGCAUUUGAUUGGCUGGUCAUAGCAACAUAUAUAACUUUUGAUUGGCUAAUCCAAGAAAAGAAAAAAAAAGUAAUAAUGACAUUAGUUUAAAAGAAUCAUAUUUUUGUAAUCCAAUUGAAUUUAGGAGGCUUUUACCAAAAAUACCGAAGACAAACCUUAAAUUUCUCUACAGAUAUCUCUAUAUAUAUAUGUGUGUGUGUGUGUAUAUAUAUACGUAUUUAUAUGGAGACCUAGUAAUUGGGAAGAAUGGCAAGCCAAAAGACUUAGUAUUUUGAGAACCUGAAGAAUUAUCUUAAUAAUAACCUUUCUUCUUUAAACAACCUUGAAGUCUGAUUGAGUUCAUACCAACGGCUGCCAGAUGUGUAUGUACCCAUUGGUGAGAUUUGCUGCCAUUUCAAAAUACAGCACUGCGAGUCUGCUGUGGAACUGUAGAAGUUUGGUUUGUAACGGACAAAAUGUCAACAGAGAAAUAAGAUAUUUGUGAAACAUGUCAGGUGUGUUCUGACUGGAACUGACUGGUCCAAACCAGUUUGAUAGUUGUUGUUUUUUUUUUUGCCAUUAUUUUUUUGAAAACUACAAAAUUAAUAACAGAAAAUAUUUAAGAUAUUCACAAGAAAUAUCUAUCCUUCAGUAGAAGUUUCUGGAAUAAUUUUUAAGAAAAAUACAAAAAGAUAUUUUAAAACUGGAGAAAUUGAAUGACAAUGGAGUAAACCCAUAUGAGAAAGGCUUAUUUUUGUUGUAGUUACAUAUAUACAUACAUAUCUAUUACAUAUAUAUACAUACAUGCAUGUGUGUGUAUGUAUAUAUAUUUAUAUAUAUAUAUAUAUAUAUUUGGAAAGAAACAAAAAUGAUUUUAAGACCAUUCUUACAUUUUAUGGAAUGUGACUUUGUUAAAGAAAUUCUUUGGAAUUAUAUUUUCAGUAUAUCAUAAUUCUUUGGUUGUGCUGAGAAAAGAAAGAGCAAAAAUAUAGAGAGAGAGAGAGAAAAAAAAAAAGAAGAUAAAAAAAAAAACAAAGAAGAACAGUUUUGAAAAAACAGAAACAUAAUUAAAUGUGAAGACAGAAAUUAUUAUAUGAAAAAAAUAAGUCAAUUAAGGAAACUAACAAAUGAAGGAUUAACGAGGAAACGCUGUUUGAAGAAGGCCAUUUGGUGAAGGAUCGUUUGACAUCGGCAUUACAAUGUUUUCUGUGCAUUCCCUGUAUGGUAACAUGGGAAAUGACUUCAACUUGGAAUUCAGCAUCGAUAGCAGCCGUUUGAUAUGCGAUCAGCCUGUCUUCCCUCAGAAUGAACUCUACCACCAGCAGCUGCAGCAGACGGGCAGUUUCUGCAGCGGUGGGAGCAACGGCGGCACCGUGAAACCGAAGGAAGAGAAAUCAGUGUUUCCCAUCGCGAACGACGGCUACACGAUUAGCCAUAGCCUCGCUGGUAAAAGCCUCGUUAGCAACGACAGCCAUCAUAAUGAGAAGCCGAGCAAAAGCAGCAACAGUGCCGGCAACAACAACAACAACAGCCACCACCACCACCACCACCACAACAACAACAACAAUGUCAACCACGUUAACCACAUCGCUGUCAGCUCUACCACCACCACCACUGCUAAUGUUACAACUACAACUGCAGCUACUACAAACAGUUCUGCUAUUACUACUACUACUACUAUUACUUCUACUUCUACUACAUCUUCUACUACUACUACUAGUACUACCACUAUUUCUAGUGACUGUGUCGAUGGUAUGGGUUUAGGCCCGGACGACAGUAAGGACAGAAGCUGUUUCCUGAACGUUGGUAAUAAUGUCGACGAGGAUUCGUUGUGCGAUGAGGCCAGCAUGAAUGGCCUUGGUGCGGUCAGAGAGAGUUGGCUGGACAAGGACAACCACUUGAACAACAACAAUCACCUGAACUGUAACAAUAACAUUACGAACAGCUGGAUAGGUUGUGAUUUGAAAGAGAGAAUAGCCAUGGGCUGGAUGAGUGGUAGUGUGAGUAGCAGUGAUAGUAUUGGUGGUGGUGGUGGUGGUGGUGGUGGUGGUGGUCAGACAGUCGUGAAAACCGAAAGGACAGACUCGAAAGCCUUCAAGUGCCAUCUCUGCCGUAAAGCAUUCUCGCGACGUGCCAACCUGCGCAACCACGAGCGUGCGCACUGGAACGGCAAACAGCACUCGUGUCUUCAUUGUGGCAAGCUCUUCUCACACCGUGCACACCUGGUCAUCCACGAGCGAACUCACACUGGAGAGAAGCCAUUCCUUUGCCCUGUGUGUCCGAAGCAUUUUGCACAGAAGGUGCACCUUCAGAAUCAUGCGAGGACCCACACGGGCGAGAAACCUUACCGUUGCCGAUACUGUACGAAAGCAUUUGCUCAGAGGGACCACUUAAACAACCAUGAACGUAUCCAUACCGGGGAGAAACCAUUUACGUGUUUGAGGUGUUCAAAAUCAUUUACCCAACGUGGACACUUAAAGAACCACCAAAGAACGCACACGGGGGAGGCGCCCUACAAGUGCAGCUUGUGUUCAAAGGCGUUUGCACAGCGAUCACACCUGAACAACCAUGAGCGCACGCACAACGGUGGCGCUCACAGUCUUCAUAGUAACAUAAGCAACAGCAGCAAUAGUAACGACAGUUGCAGUGACGGACGAUCGCACAUGAAUGAUUCCGAACAUCUCCACAACAACAACAACAACAACACCACCACCAACUCUCCCGUUUCGAUGUAUAACCGAUGCUGCAGUGCAGCGAGUUGCACUUGCAGCUGUGGUGUGUGUGAGAGGUGUCGUGGUGUGCAGUUAGGGAUUAAAGUUGAGGAGGACAGCAAUGAUGGAAUAGCAGAGUGCAGUAGCAGAUGCGACUGCAGCAACAGCAGUGGCAGCUGCAGCAGCACGAGCUGUACCAGCAGCAACAGCUGCACCAGCAACAGCUGCAGCAGCAGCAACAAUAGUUGCACCAGCAGCAACAGUUGUACAAGCAACAGCUGUAAUAGUAACAGCUGCAGUUGCCCCAGUUGUCAGGGGCAACCGCACCACAAUCACCACCUGAACAGUAACAACAACAACAACAACAGCAACAAUCAUCACCCCCAUCACAAUCAUCAUCAUCAGUGCAGUAACCACAGCUCGGGACAGCAUCAUCAUCACCACCACCAUCACCACCACCACCACCACAGGCAUCACUUGCACAACCUCACGCAGAACUCGCUGACGUCGUUGCAGCUGGUCUCGCCCUCCACGUCGCUCUCGACGCCGCUGCUGUCGUCAUCGUUGUCGUCAUCGUUGUCGUCGUCGUCGUGUGGAGUCACAGACGGAGGUGGCGGGGGAGGGCUGAUGGGGUUCGGCGCCGACAUCUGCAAGAAAGAAUUCUGUUUCCAGUCAUCAGACAACCUGUUCCCUAAGAAACAGGAACCAAUCCUUCCCACCGACAUGAAGAUGUUGACCUACGACAUCUGUAAGAAGGUCCUCUCCCAGAAGACCACCCUGAAGAAGUGUAAACACACGAGCACGGGGGAGGUGCUUUACAGUGCCCUAAAUCUCCUCUCUGGGUAUAACCACUAAUGUGAAAGGGGGCUGGGACAACCCUAUAAACAGCCUGUGUCACACCCUGUCACACCAUGAUACAACACUACGUUACACUGUGUCCUGUGACACGACAUCCCAUGCUGCCCCACAGCUCACCACCUUUUGGUAAAUGAAAGUACCUCAGUGUGGUGACUCAACCUGCUAAAAAUAGCAGUAGAUCCUUCCUCAAAUCACACUCAUUUUAUAAAAAGAAAACAGCAAAAAAAUAAUCAGAGGAAGGAAGGACAUAUUGACUGAUGUAGUCCUAGAUAGACUGUGUUAAAAAGAAAAAAAAUGACGAAGAAUGUUGUGGUUGAAAGG
This is a messenger RNA of Octopus sinensis (East Asian common octopus), 4088 nucleotides long. Its product is annotated as oocyte zinc finger protein XlCOF7.1-like. The transcript has 2 exons. Gene Ontology annotation, cellular component: nucleus. NCBI's taxonomy places the organism in Eukaryota, Metazoa, Mollusca, Cephalopoda, Octopoda, Octopodidae. The record is from RefSeq and is a predicted model, not a curated record. Bases 1398 to 3764 code for a protein of 788 amino acids.